AUGUCUGUCAAAGUCGAGAAACCACAAGACCAACCACAACUACUAACGUCUCCACACCCACAAUCUCAAUUCACAUACAAGAACUUGCGCGACUUGAAUAACCCCAAGUACGCGUACCUACUGCCAUUAUCAGCCAUUGCUCUAGUGGACUUGAAUGCCUUCUUUGCCCAAGUUGAAACGAUCCGUUUGGGUCUUACUGAGGACGUCCCAGUGGUGUGUCAACAAUGGAAGGCCAUCAUUGCUGUAAGUUAUGCAGCGCGUAAGUUUGGAAUCAAUCGAAUGGACACGGUGGAAUCGGCAAGGGCCAAAUGCCCUGAUUUGGUCUGUGCGCAUGCUGGAGUUUACAAGAAGGGUGAAAAGCAUUGGGCAUAUGAAGAGGGCCAACCGGACCCCAUAAAUCACAAAGUUAGUUUGGACAAUUAUCGACGUGAGAGUAGAAAGAUUUUACGGAUUAUUCAAAGCAAAUUUGACUUGGCGGAAAAGGCAAGUGUUGAUGAAAGUUAUGUUGAUUUGGGAAGACCUAUUUAUGAAAUGCUCUUGAGCAAGUUCCCGGAGUUGAAAAGUGGCAAUUCAAAUGCUAGUGACGAUGAGAUACUACCGAGUAUUCCUAGCAGUCUUCCACGAGAUAUACAAUGGCGUGGAACCGUUAUUGAGUCAGAAAAGGAAACAGCGGACCCACAGAAUGCCCUACCACCACAGAUAUCUGAUUGGGAUGACGUAGUACUCGCCAUUGGCUCAGAGUUGUUGCUAGACCUACGGCAAGCAAUCUAUGAUGAAUUGGGAUAUACGACCUCGGCUGGUUUAGCUCGAAACAAACUAGUUGCGAAAUUGGGUGGUGGGUUCAAAAAACCUGAUGACCAAACCAUUGUCAGAAACUGUGCAUUGACCCGGUUCUUGAACAAUUUUGAAUUGACUGAUUUUACUGGAAUGGGAGGGAAAUUGGGCGAACAAUUGAUUAACCGGUUUGAAGUACCACCAGAUCGAAACUCAAUUGCAUUCAUUCGAGAAAAUUAUGAUCUCAAUAUGAUCAAAGAAGAAAUCAAAGAGGACCAGGAGUUGGCGUUAAAGUUGUACAGGAUAGUUCGUGGACUCCAUCCCUCUGAAUUGACAAAUAAAGUGGAGAUCAAAUCAAUGAUGUCAACAAAGAACUUCCUUGGAUCUAGGGGCUGGUCGUUGGCUGAUGCUUAUGAUUGGCUAACUGUGUUUUCGGGGGAUUUGAGCAACAGAUUAGCCGACUUGGAUAACGAGUCAAUGGAAUUGUCAACGACAAAACUUUCAAACAAGGAAAAGGGGGUAUUGCGACGACCAAAGACAAUUACCAUUGGAGUAAGAUCAGCAUCAUUUGUAAGACAAACAAGACAAAUGCCAAUACUGUUUUACAAAGAUAUCGAGAGAAUGAGAGAAUCAAUCAAGAAUUGUGGGUUCCAAUUACUUCGCGAUUACUUGGAAUUCAAUUCAAAUAUAAGUAUACUUAACAACGGAACUUCUGCUCGUGAGUUGUACACGAGGGAUCCAAAACUGGUGAGAAUCAUGGAUAUGCAUAAUUUGUCACUAACGAUUUCGAAUUUCGUAGCAUUGAAUGAUUCUGCAUUGAUCGAGUCAUUUGCAAAAACGGGCAAGACACAAGCAAAUAAAGAGUUGAUGGAAAUCAAUGCCGUCUCCAAAAAGAGAAAAAUUGAGAGUGACAACAAGAUUUCACCGCCCGUGAUUAAAAAACCACACAAGAUUUCGUUGGAACAAAAGGAAAAUAUUUCAAAGUUGUUUCACGACUAUGAACGAGGGAAUAUGGAAAACGAAAGCAAAUCUACAUUGAAUCUGAAAUCACGCAAAAGAGCAAGCCCGCCAAACCAACCAGUCAAAAGAGACAUUUUCAAAACAUUGCAGAAAAAAUCAGCCAAUUUGCUCGACAGUCUACUACAAGAUAUGUACUGUCCUCGUUGCAAGACUUCCAUUGAGGAUCCCGUCGAGCAUAACGACUUUCACAUUGCCAUGGAGUUGUCAACGAAAUGGAACAAUUGA
Molecule: messenger RNA, 2019 nt
Organism: Lodderomyces theae
Lineage: Eukaryota; Fungi; Ascomycota; Pichiomycetes; Serinales; Debaryomycetaceae
Gene: RAD32
Product: DNA-directed DNA polymerase eta
Exons: 1
Coding region: 1-2019 (672 amino acids)
Biological process (GO): response to radiation; error-prone translesion synthesis
Cellular component (GO): replication fork; nucleus; site of double-strand break
Molecular function (GO): DNA-directed DNA polymerase activity; damaged DNA binding
Source: RefSeq, a predicted model, not a curated record